Messenger RNA from Linum tenue, 468 nucleotides. NCBI's taxonomy places the organism in Eukaryota, Viridiplantae, Streptophyta, Magnoliopsida, Malpighiales, Linaceae. The record is from the annotation of a GenBank genome assembly.
CUUUCUCUUUCUCUCUUCCUUCUCUCUUCCUUCUCUUUUUUUUUUUCAUAUCUAGAUUUGUUUUCUUCUUUUGUUCUUCAUUUUUUCUCCAACAAUUGACAAAGAAAAAUUGCAGCAUCCCGUCUCAAAUCUAGUGACGCUCCAAAUCCUUCUUCUCUGCAACUGCUCAUUCCUUCUGUUCUUUCUUUUCUCGGUCUCAAAAUAGAUGACGCUCCAUAUUGACCAAAAGGGGAAGGAUCUAGCAUCCCAUUUCAAAUCUGGUGACGCUCCAAAUUCUUCUUCUCUGCAGCUGCUCCUUCCUUCAGUUCUUUCUUUUCUCGGUCUCAAAAUAGAUGACUCUCCAUAUUGACCAAAAGGAGACGGAUCUAGUUUUAUCAUGGUGGUAGUGGGUGGUAAUCGACUCCAGUUCUGAGAAAGAAGAGUUAGAAGACAAUGAAGUUGGAGAAGAAAGUGAAAAGAGUCAUAAUU